AUGAUUGCUUCCAGCUGGGUCAUCGGGGGAACACCUCUUAUGAAGCAGUGUAGAAAAGUGAGGUGCAUUAAAAGAGCGUUAAGUGAAGCAGAUUUACAAAAGUUUACCGACAUAAAUCGUAGAAGUAUAAGUAGUGCAAGCAUAAAUCAUAUAAGCGUAAAAUGCCCAAACAUAACUAGUGCAAUAGUAAAUCGCCCAUGCAUGAAUUACACAAGUAUACGUUGUACAAGUGUAAACCGCGCACGGAUGUGCUAUCCCAGAGGAGCUUUGUUUCUUCAAAACAUGCGCACCUACUACACUAGUGGUGAGGGGAAAAAAUUUACGAAAAAACUAUGGAAUCAUCUGGGCUUUGUUAUAAUACCCCAACAGACAGCCUACAUAAUUGAAAGGCUAGGGAAAUAUAGAAAAACGUUACUGGCCGGAAUACACUUUAUCAUACCCUUUAUAGAUAAGAUAGCUUAUGUUUUUUCAUUAAAGGAAGAAACAAUAACUAUACCAAACCAGACAGCUAUAACAAAAGAUAAUGUAACUCUCAAUAUUGAUGGGGUGUUAUAUAUAAAAUGUGAUAACCCUUAUAAUUCUUCGUACGGUAUUGAUGAUGCUGUUUUUGCAGUAACGCAAUUAGCACAAGUUACUAUGAGAUCUGAGUUAGGCAAACUAACAUUAGAUGCUACCUUUUUAGAAAGAGAUAAUUUGAACGAUAAAAUUGUUAAGGCAAUAAAUGAAUCAGCCAAAAAUUGGGGUAUUAAAUGUAUGAGAUAUGAAAUACGUGAUAUUAUACUACCUGUAAAUAUUAAAAAUGCUAUGGAAAAACAAGCAGAAGCAGAAAGAAGAAAAAGAGCGGAAAUAUUACAAAGUGAAGGAGAAAGAGAAAGUGAAAUUAACAUAGCCAUAGGGAAAAAAAAAAAAUCAAUAUUAAUAGCAGAAGGACAAUCAUUCGCUAUAAAGGCAAAAGCAGAUGCAACAGCUGAAGCAAUUGAAAUUAUUACUAAUAAAAUUAAAAAGCUAGAUUCAAAUAAUGCUAUAUCGUUACUUAUAGCGGAACAAUAUAUUGAUGUCUUUUCAAAUAUUUGUAAAAAUAAUAAUACGAUUAUUAUUCCGGCUGAUUUAAAUAAUAUUAGUAGCUUGAUUUCUCAAUCCUUAUCUAUAUAUAAUAAUAUUCAAAAUUCUAAGGCCCAAAUACCGCAAAUACCUCAAAUUCCAUCUAACCCUAGUGAUAACCGUAUCACUUCGGAUGUGCAAAACUGA
Plasmodium malariae is the source of this 1248-nucleotide messenger RNA. Its product is annotated as stomatin-like protein. Lineage: Eukaryota; Apicomplexa; Aconoidasida; Haemosporida; Plasmodiidae. The record is from RefSeq and is a predicted model, not a curated record. The transcript has a single exon. Gene Ontology annotation, cellular component: membrane. The coding region runs from base 1 to 1248 and encodes 415 amino acids.